AUGGCGCCUGGGAAUCUCCUUGAUUACGCAGAGUUUUCAAGCUUCUACAAGAAGAACAGGCUCAUUCUCAGAUAUGAUUCUACCGGCGAGUCAAAGAUUCAGCAUGACUGGUGGGCUCUGGAUCAUGACGAGAUAUCGCGAAAGUUGAGAGAGAUUUCUGAUAUGACUACCUCAGUCAUGGAAGGGGUUCCCAGAGACGACCUGGAGGUUCAAGCACUCCUAGAUAUGGGAGAGUCUAUAUACAAGAUCAAAAGGAGCAAGACUUUCAAUGUUGCCCUGAGUGGUCCUCAGGGAGCUGGUAAGAGCACAUUCCUGAACAGCCUGCUUGACUGUCCAGGGCUUUGCUUGUCUGCGUCAGAUGGAGGAGCCUGCACGAAUGCCGUCAUCCGAUAUGUCUACUACCAAGGAGCUACGGAACAUGCUGUGCGAGCAGAAAUUCGCUUCCAUCAUCCGGAUCGCAUGAAGGAAAUCGUUGAGGAUCAUUCCCAAGCGUUUUAUCAUUUCAACCAUUUUACCGAUGAGAUUGAGAAUGAAAACGAUUCUGACGACGAAGCUAUCCAAUGCAAGAGGAAGAAACGCCAGCAUGAUGAAGCAGAGGUGAAGGCGAAAGAUACAGCCCAGGAUAUCUUUGAGACUGUGUUUGGGGGAAAGGAAAAGUUCAAAGAAGCAUGGAGCCCCGAAGGAUUCCAAGAUGGGAGCUUUCAAAGGGAGGCAGUGCGUAAAUGUCUUGAAGCUGUGUACAAAGUCAAUUCCAGCGACGAUGGGGUCGUGGUUUACAACGGAGAAUCUGUUGCUGAGCUUUCCAAAAAACUCAGGCCCUUCACGACUAAGGUUGAUAAUGAAUUCUCGCUGUGGCCUCUGGUAGACAUUAUAAGCUAUGGUCUGAACAGGGAGCUCCUGAAGCAAGGCUUUGAAUUUAUCGACCUACCUGGGUGGGGCGACAGGAAUGCACUGAAAGAGCGACACGCUGACGAAGUUCGAUCUGCAGUUGAUCUGGAGAUAAUUCUGGUUGACACCAUCAGAAUUACAACUGAAGAUUCAGCCAUUAACAAGAUUCGAGCUGCCCUUCACGGCCGUGGUGCUGAAGGCGUCAUCAUUGCAGCAACAAAGGUCGACUCACUGCAAGACAACGAACUUGACACAUGUGAAGGCGAAGACUUUAAUUACGUUAAUUCCCAGGUGCAAUGGGCUGCAGCUAUGAGAAUUGAGGCUUUAGAUGACGGAGAUGACGAACAAGAUCGACUGCUCACAAAUUACUCAGCCUACUUGAACCUACAGCGAAAGGCUAUGAAACACGCCCAACGGCGGGCAAGUAUCAACCUUAAGUUUAAUGGGAAAUUCGAAGACAUCAUUGGAACAGAUGAUGUUCGGAUUUUUCAUAUCUCUGCGACUGAGUAUUUGAAAUGGAUCACCAGGCCAAAGUACCCGUACGCACAGCAGCCUGAGUUGUCGCCUGAGGAUACUGGAGUCCCUGCACUCCGAAAGUAUCUGUUCGAUUUGCCAGCUGCUAGCAAUUUGCGAGAUUGGCGUUAUCAGGUAUUUAAUGAGCUUGAUUCCUUUUUGGAGAAAAUCGAUCGAGUGGUAAAUGAGAAGGACCGCAGCGAGGGGUUUAAGACCUUGGCUGCAGACUUUGCAGCAUACCGAACCAAGUUCAGAGCCAAAAUGCAAAAGGGUAUCGGAUCAUACCUCGAGACCUCUUUGGAGAACCUAAUGUCCGAUCCUAUUGCAAAUUCCACCUUCAGAGACGAGAUCAACAACUUGGUACAAUCUCAGUGGUUGAAAUAUCCAUAUGGCGCAUUCAAUCGCGUCUUGAGAGAUGGAGGGUGUGUCACUAAAGGAAUGUCCCAGGCGCAAUCUCUGGUGGAUGGGGUUGAUUGGAACAAAGACCUGCCCGACGAAUUCACAACUAUACUCAACUUCUGGAGACAAGGACAAAGGGAGAUGAACGGUGAAUUAAGGGCUGCCUUGACACACUUCUAUCGUCAAUUCCACGCAGAAACCCAGCACGCAUUGCAACAUGCCAACUCUGACCUCACGGCAAUUUCUAUUGCUAAGGCCAGAUGGCUUUCCUACAAGAAAAAGCUCCUCUCAAGCAUAGAGCUCUUCAUUAAAGAGCUACAGUCUCUGCAGAGUCGGCUUUACAAAGGUGUGCUUAUGAUCGAUGGCCGAAAAAACACUCUUGUCCCUAUUCUUACGACGCCUCUUUUCGCAAAGAUAUACAGAUCUUUGCCAGCCACAAGGCCCAAGAGUACUCCAAAGAAGCGGCUAUACGUGGAGCCUAAAACUCGAUUCCAGAAGAAAUGCCUCUUGAACGAAUUUUGCAAUCCUGUGAACCACAUAUUCGAUCAAGUUAUGAGAUCCUUCCAAAAAAGUGCCAAGAUUCGAUUCGAUUCUAUAUUUGAGGGAAAUAUUCAGUUUGCCGAUGCUAUUCUGGCGAAUUUCCAGCAGAAACUUCAAGACCUCGUGCCAGUGCCUUACGAGGUGACACAUCGUGGUCAAAGCAUUCGCGACUCUCUCCAAGAUAUGUUACCCGAUCUUAGGACGAAGGCAGCCGCUCUUCAAGGGAUGGUGCCAGUCGAGAUUUUGGACAUGAGUAAUACCGAUGAUGACUCUGAUUUAUCAACACAUCUCUUAGGUCAAGACCUUUCGUACUUCAUCGACAAGGCUAGGGCAGCCAGAAGCCAAUCUUCCAAGCCAUCGGUGAUCACAAAGCCGAAACGCAAGGAAGUCCUGGUGAAACAAGAGGAGGUAGAAGAGGACGAGUGUCUCUUCACAGCUAGCUUCCAACCCAGCAAGAAGAGGAAGCUGAAUUAAAAGAGCGUCUUCUGAUCCACUUCGCAUCAACACUCACAUAAACUGGAUUCUCGGCAAAUCGUCCAUUUAGUUCCCAAAGUUUUC
Aaosphaeria arxii CBS 175.79 is the source of this 2898-nucleotide messenger RNA. RefSeq lists its product as uncharacterized. The record is from RefSeq and is a predicted model, not a curated record. NCBI's taxonomy places the organism in Eukaryota, Fungi, Ascomycota, Dothideomycetes, Pleosporales. The transcript is spliced from 2 exons. The coding region runs from base 1 to 2814 and encodes 937 amino acids.